GAGUGGAGAGGGACGUGGUGGUGCUUUCUCUGUGGGUUGCUGUGGGGUGUUGCCUGCCAACAUGACGGACCAGCAGGCCGAGGCCCGGUCCUACCUCAGUGAGGAGAUGAUCGCAGAGUUCAAGGCCGCCUUCGACAUGUUCGACGCGGACGGGGGCGGCGACAUCAGCACCAAGGAGCUGGGCACCGUCAUGCGGAUGCUGGGCCAGACGCCCACCAAGGAGGAGCUGGACGCCAUCAUCGAGGAGGUGGACGAGGACGGCAGCGGAACCAUCGACUUCGAGGAGUUCCUGGUCAUGAUGGUGCGCCAGAUGAAAGAGGACGCCAAGGGCAAGACUGAGGAGGAGCUGGCCGAGUGCUUCCGCAUCUUUGACAGGAACGCCGACGGCUACCUGGACGCCGAUGAGCUGGUCGAGAUCUUCCGGGUGUCCGGCGAAAACGUCACGGAGGACGAGAUCCAGGAGCUCAUGCGGGACGGAGACAAAAACAACGACGGCCGGAUCGACUUUGAUGAGUUCCUGAAGAUGAUGGAGGGAGUGCAGUAAAGCGCCGAAACAUUCCUGUGAGGCCGGGGCAGCCGCCGCCGCCGCCAGCUCCCCGUGCCUGGCCUGGCCUGGCCACGCGCCCCCCACUCCCGUCCCGCUUGCGCCACACAGCUCAGAGACUCCUUCCAGCUAAGCUCCGCAGACCCUCACCACCCCGAGCGUGCAAACUCCUGCGUGUAACACUGGCUGGCGCUUCAAUAAAGAGCAAGGG
Molecule: messenger RNA, 755 nt
Organism: Varanus komodoensis (Komodo dragon)
Lineage: Eukaryota; Metazoa; Chordata; Lepidosauria; Squamata; Varanidae
Gene: TNNC2
Product: troponin C2, fast skeletal type
Exons: 6
Coding region: 62-544 (160 amino acids)
Molecular function (GO): calcium ion binding; enzyme regulator activity
Source: RefSeq, a predicted model, not a curated record